Molecule: messenger RNA, 1249 nt
Organism: Brassica oleracea var. oleracea
Lineage: Eukaryota; Viridiplantae; Streptophyta; Magnoliopsida; Brassicales; Brassicaceae
Product: dof zinc finger protein DOF5.7-like
Exons: 1
Coding region: 118-1026 (302 amino acids)
Biological process (GO): regulation of DNA-templated transcription
Molecular function (GO): DNA binding; DNA-binding transcription factor activity
Source: RefSeq, a predicted model, not a curated record
AUCAUUUUAUAUAUAAAUUCACACCAGCCGAAACCCUUUUUUACCAACUGUUCCUCAAUCUCUCUCGCUCUCAUCAUACUUUUCUUGUUUCUUUAUUUCUCUCGUCCCAUCAUUAUCAUGUCCUCCCAUACCAAUCUCCACUCUCCUAAACCGGAUCACCGUAUCACCGGUGCGUCCCAUACCAAAAAACCACCGUCUUCCACCGCUUCUCAAGACCAACAAACCCUAAAAUGCCCUCGUUGCAACUCCUCAAACACAAAGUUCUGUUACUACAACAACUACAGCCUCUCUCAACCACGCCACUUCUGCACAUCUUGCCGCCGUUACUGGACACGAGGCGGUUCCUUAAGAAACGUCCCCAUCGGUGGCGGUUGUCGGAAAACCAAAAAAUCAAUCAAACCUAGCAUAUUAGCUCCUUCUUCUUCAUCUCAGAGAUUUUUCUCUUCCACCAUGGAAGAAGCAUCUAAAUUCUUCACUCCUCCAACAGCAAUGGAUUUUCAGCUCGCUGGAUUAUCUCUCAACAAAAUAAACGAUCUUCAACUUAUGAAUAAUCAAGAAGUUCUUGGCCUUAGGACGACCAUGGAGCAGGUCGAAACAACACCUGUUGAUGUCGGAUCAGGUUUAACCCUAAUGGGUUUUGGAGAUUACAACAGCAACAACAACCAUUCACCGGCGACUUUCACAACCGAUGGAAACUUAGCUACCUCGAUAGAAACUUUGAGUUGUUUAAACCAAGAUUUACACUGGAGGCUUCAGCAACAGAGGAUGGCUAUGUUUUUUGGCAACUCUAAAGAAGAGACUGUUGUUGUGGAGAGGCCACAGCCGCUUCUUCACCGGAAUCUCGAGAUCGUUAACUCAUCGCCGUCGCCGACAACGAAGAAAGGCGAGAAUCAGACAGAGUGGUACUUUGGUAAUAAUAACGACAACGAAAGGGUGAUUAAUAACAAUGAAAAUAAUAACACAGGAGGAAGCGAUCAAUGGAACAAUGGAAUUCAAGCUUGGACUGAUCUUAAUCAUUAUAAUUAAUGCUUUGCCAUGAUUCUUGGUAAGUUUAAAAUAAACUAUAUUUAUAUGAUCAAGAUUUAAAACUAUGUGUGUUUGUCAUGCACUUCCAAAAAUAUUUAUGUUUUGUUUUAUUUGGGUGUUCUUUGUAGUAAGCUUUUGUUGUUGUUGUUUGGGUUACUAUUGUUGUAUUGUAAGUUUCAAUUUGUAAACAGGAUUUACUGUGCUUAAAGCGUUAUUAUUGAAA